Molecule: messenger RNA, 1043 nt
Organism: Daphnia pulex (common water flea)
Lineage: Eukaryota; Metazoa; Arthropoda; Branchiopoda; Diplostraca; Daphniidae
Product: leucine-rich repeat extensin-like protein 3
Exons: 2
Coding region: 247-960 (237 amino acids)
Source: RefSeq, a predicted model, not a curated record
AACCCACGUCUAUUGAAACCAACAACAAAACAGUUGUUAUGAUAUGCGACCAAGAAUUUUGUUUUAAGGUUGGAGCGGAAAUAAUUCUCCUAAGCCACGAUCUCACGAGAAAAUCAUGUUUUUAUUAGAAUUCCUUCACCAGUCGUUUUCAAGGUAAUUUGGAUUUAAAUGGAAUUAUUGGUUCCCUAUAAAUAGAAGCCGAACUUUAUUAGCUUCAUCAGUCGAAAAAUUCACCUUUGAACGGAAAUGAAACGCUUGCUGACUAAUCAGUUGCUAUUCUUCUUCCUGGCUGCUGUUGCCGGCCAAGAUGGCUCAACUCCCGAAGAGGUUUGUCCCUGUCAAGCCGAGGAUUCGUGCCAAAACGAUCGUCACAUUUUCGGUCGUGACGAACUAGACAUACAAAAAUUCGGACUUAUCCCGCCCUGUCGCAAUUCUGGCGAAAUUCCAUGUUGUCCACGUGAUCCGCCGCCGCCCAAAGAAACUAAAUUGACGCAAAAAGAUCUUGAAGGCUUCUCGCCGGCCGAGCUCGCCCAAUUAGGUAUCAUGCCCGAAGGUACCAUUGGAUCCUCUUCGCUACCAUUAGCUGAACAGCCGGAGCAGUCCAAGGUAAUCCAAGACAUUCAGCAACCGAUCGAUAUAACGCAACCAGGCGCAGCAUCGAUAGCUCCGCACGGCGCAACGGGUUUCGCCAGCAGCAACGCUCCAAAAGGACAUCCUCCUCAUCAACAGAAAUUACCAUAUCCUGUUCAGCAGCCGAAUCCGCCUCCAUCUAUGAUGCAGCAUCGACCUCCGCCUCCUAUGAUGCAGUAUCGACCUCCGCCACCACCCCCACCCGUCUAUCAAAAACCCGUUUACCCCACCUAUUACACUCCUCCACCUCAAAUGUAUCGUCGUCCCGUCUACAAUUACCCCCCGCCCCCGAUGCGGCCGAUGUACAGACCUGCUUAUCAAAGGCAUUAGUCCCGAAUUACUACCUGCAUGAAAAUAUUAAAUCUCGGUCGACUUUAUACCAAUGAGUUGUGAAUACAAUUUAUCAGAUCGUU